AUGGUUAUUUCAAUUUUAACCAAUAUAAGAGGACAUCAUUGGUUAAAUAUGGAAGGAAUCGAUUAUACAACAUUUUUUACAUUCAACAUAAGUAUUUUAAAUGUAUUUGGUUUUUGGAAACAAGAUACGAACUAUCGUCACAAAAAAUCAUAUACUUUUUACAAGAUAAUUUCGUCGUCUUUUUGGAUUUCUUUUAUUUUGACACAAUUCAUGUAUUUGUAUACGAAUCUGCAUAAUUUCGAAGAAUUAUUAUCGACGUCUUACUUCACAAUUCCUUUAUUCGUAUGUUCGUACGCGUUCAGUUCGUUAUAUAGAAAAAUAGAUGAGAUCAAAUUGUUAUUUAAAAAAUUCAACGAACCCAUUUUCCAACCCAAAUGCGAGGAACACCUUCAGUUAUCAGCAUCUACGAAACGAUCUUAUACUAAAUAUUCUCAUUUCCUAAUUUAUCUUGGUAUGCAAACAAUUGUCUUAUAUAUAAUUGCGCCGUUUUGGCAAGAAGGAAGGGUGGUACCAACUAGAGCUUGGUUUCCAUUCGAUUGGAAACGAUCACCAAACUACGAACUCGUAUGGAUUUAUCAAAGUAUAACUUUGAUUAUAAUUAUGAACGUACUUGCUUGUCUACCAGCUUUUUCUACUGGUUUAUUGAUGAUGAUUGGUUUGCAAUGCGAUUUUUUAAAUAUAACUUUGAAUAAUUUGCAACGAUUUCAUGAUAAUGAUAAGGAAAACGCGGAUGUUAUGAUGACGAAUUUGAUCGUCUGUAUUCGGCAUUACGUACAAAUCAAAAAAAUUGCUGAAGAAACUAAAGAUAUUGUUAAUGUACAGAUGUUUGUACAAUUUUUGGGCGGAGCAGCGAUGAUUUCUACUAUUCUAUUCACAUUAUCAACUGCAAAUAUUGAUAUAUGGAAUACAAAUAAAGUAUCACCUGUUGAUACAGAGUGUUAUUUCAUUGUUGUUACCUUAGUCAAUUCUCUCGCCGAUAGUAGUUUUGUUAUAAUGAAAUCGAAGGUGAAGAUGGGAAGUCCUUUGAGUAUAAUGCUUGCUUCACUUUCAUCGUGUAUCCUGAUAAUGUUGUUUGGUUAUUGUUGGAUUGGAAAUAAAAUAAUUGAAAAGAGCAGCGACGUUUUUAUAACCAUGUAUAAUACGCCGUGGAUUGAUUGCGACUUGAGAUUCCAAAAAGUACUUUUGCAGUUCAUGACAAUGACAAAAAGUCCGAUUCAGAUUACAGUAGGCGGCGUUAUAUCUAUAUCUAAUGCUACUUUCAUGUCGAUCGUCAAAUCUUCAUAUUCAGUAUUCAGUUUGCUGCACAAUACAAACAAUUAA
Messenger RNA from Diorhabda sublineata, 1320 nucleotides. RefSeq names its product odorant receptor Or2-like. Bases 1 to 1320 code for a protein of 439 amino acids. NCBI's taxonomy places the organism in Eukaryota, Metazoa, Arthropoda, Insecta, Coleoptera, Chrysomelidae. The transcript is spliced from 7 exons. Gene Ontology annotation, molecular function: olfactory receptor activity; odorant binding. The record is from RefSeq and is a predicted model, not a curated record. Gene Ontology annotation, biological process: detection of chemical stimulus involved in sensory perception of smell; sensory perception of smell. Gene Ontology annotation, cellular component: plasma membrane.